Molecule: messenger RNA, 1320 nt
Organism: Eupeodes corollae
Lineage: Eukaryota; Metazoa; Arthropoda; Insecta; Diptera; Syrphidae
Gene: SelR
Product: methionine-R-sulfoxide reductase B1
Exons: 5
Coding region: 325-1002 (225 amino acids)
Biological process (GO): protein repair; response to oxidative stress
Cellular component (GO): cytoplasm
Molecular function (GO): peptide-methionine (R)-S-oxide reductase activity
Source: RefSeq, a predicted model, not a curated record
GAUUUCGAUGUAGUGUGCUUUUCCUUUCGUGUUUUUCAUUUUCUUGUUGUGGUGUCUUCUCCUUGCGCGUGAAAUAAAGAACUAGAAAACUUGGGUUUUGAGAAUUCACAAAAAAGAGUAUAAUUUUUUGUUAGGUGCGCACCACACUCGCAUAAACAAUUUCUCAAUUAUUAUUAAACUUAUUUGCAAUGCAAAAAUUAUUUCGUCAUUAAGUGCCAAGAAAAUUUCUCUGAAAAGAAUCACAGGAAGUUGAAGUUGAAAAAAAAGAUUGAAUAACCACUGUAGUCGAAAAAGUACUAUCGUCUUUUAGACACUUCUCGUAACAUGGUACUCAGUGUCUUACUGCGUCGGGGUGCAACUAAACUUGGAAAUUCAUUGUCAAUUCUGCAGGUGUUGUGUCCCACAGUUGCUGCCACCUCUUUUGUUGCCUCAGCUUUAGUGUUGUCGUCAAUCAACAGGCAAACAAUUCUAUUUUAUUCUGAUUCAAAUACAGGAAAAUUUAAUCAAACAAACAAAAUGGACAAAAAAGUUGUGAUAGAUAAGAAGGAUCUUAAAACCCGACUGACUCCCUUACAAUACCAAGUCACACAAGAAGCAGCCACAGAACGUCCUUUUUCAGGAUGCUAUAACAAACAUUACGAAAAGGGUGUAUACCGGUGCAUAGUAUGUCAUCAGGAUUUAUUCAGUUCAGAUACAAAAUACGACUCGGGCUGCGGUUGGCCAGCAUUCAAUGAUGUUCUCGACCAAGGGAAGAUUACCCUGCAUAAAGACGCAAGUAUUCCAGGGGGAAAUAUUUUACUACUAAUUAAAUAUCCAGACCGCAUACGCACAGAAGUACGCUGCGCUCAAUGCAACGCACACAUGGGCCAUGUUUUUGGGGACGGACCGAAGCCUACAAAUAAACGUUAUUGCAUCAAUUCGGCGGCAAUUGAUUUUGUGACGGCAGAAGAACUUAAUAGCCGAGCAGAUAAUGCAAGUGUUCCUCCUCCAGCUGGUAAUUAGUGGUGGUACUAACGAACUCAAGAAGAAGCUUUAGAAAACAGUUUUGUAUCUUAAAGAUCAAUGAACAUGUUAUUCAUGUUUCUGGCGACUGCUAAAAUCAAUUUGCUAAUUAAAUUCUAAAGAAGCAUCAAAUAUUUUAUGUUAAUUUUUGUUUUAACGUAUAAAAGUCACUUCGAUUUUAAUUUAAAGUUGUUUAAAAGAACUAAAAAAAAGUUAUUAUUUGUUAUUUGAAAUGUUUGGUUGUAUAAUUUAUUUAAUUAAAACUACUGUACAUAAAACGAAAUAACAAUAAAUGUGGGAUAUUUUUGUAUUGCGAAU